This is a messenger RNA of Nerophis lumbriciformis (worm pipefish), 2139 nucleotides long. The record is from RefSeq and is a predicted model, not a curated record. Lineage: Eukaryota; Metazoa; Chordata; Actinopteri; Syngnathiformes; Syngnathidae.
AUGGAGAAGUCGCCGAGUUUAACCGCCAAGUCCGAGGACUCCUUGCCGUCCCCUUUGCCAACAACACUGGAGGACGACGACUCUGCCUCUGUGUGCUCAGACGAGCUGCUGGGCUCCCAGUCGCGCCGGUGGUUCGCCGAACUGAUGGCGGCGGACGAGCUCCAACCGCCUGGCCUCGAUGUCAACGGAGAGAGGGUCCCGUUGGGCCGCGACGGGCUCUUUGUCGACUAUCAUUUCCCUCUCGGAGAACUUGAAAUGAAGGCUGGAGUCAAAUGGAGGCGACCAAAGGAGCUGUGCUCGUCACCUGGGUUCACUGUUGAUGGAGCAUCACGCCUGGAUGUACGCCAAGGAAAGCUCAGUGACUGCUGGCUGCUUUCCGCAAUCGCAUCUCUGGCUGUGCACCAGCCCUUGCUCCGCAAGGUCGUUCCUCCUGGACAAACUUUCCAAAGCGGAUACAACGGGUGCUUCAUCUUCAGGUUCUGGCAAUAUGGUCAGUGGGAGGAAGUCCGAAUCGAUGACUUGCUGCCGACGUACAACAACGAGUUGAUCUACCUCAGCUCGCCAGAAAAACGAGAGUUCUGGAGCUCCUUGCUAGAAAAGGCCUAUGCCAAGCUAAAAGGAGGCUACCGCGCCUUGGACAUGGGCUUCCCACAUGAGGCCAUGGUUGAUAUGACAGGCGGCGUGGCUGAGGUUCUGAGUGUGGCAGUGCUUCCCCGGGAGCUUCCGGCCUUCCUGGCUGAGCUGCUGGCCAAGGGAGCGCUCAUCAACUGCGCCAACACACAAGGUCCUCUGGAAUUCAGGAAUGAGCUGGGAAUCAUGUUCAGACAUGCUUACUCACUAACUGCCGUGGAAAAGGUGGAGACAAAAUAUGGGCCUGUGGACCUGGUGCGCAUCCUCAAUCCAUGGGGCAACACAGAGUGGCUGGGCCCUUGGAGCGACUUGCAAGGGCCCGAGUGGAACACAGUGAGUGCUGAGGAACAAAAGAGACUUGAACGAAUCCGACGGGAAGACGGAGAGUUUUGGAUGUCGGUGUCUGACUUCCGUCAGAACUUCGAAACCAUGGAGGUGUGUCACCUGGCCGACCUUCAGAGUGACGUUAGUGUGCAGCCGUGGUCGUGCGCGAUGCAUCAUGGGACUUGGGUGCCACACGUCUCUGCCGGUGGUUCUCCCAAAGGAGGUUACUUCUGGCAGAAUCCACAGUUUGGCUUGGUGCUCUCUCAGGACCACGAAUCAAAAGAAAAUCCCAAACGCUGUGCCUUCAUUUUGGCCCUCAUGCAGAAAUAUCAGCGACGCAGAGGCAUCAACCUGUCCAUUGCCUUACACAUAUACCCGGCCCCUCAGGAGAGCACACACCUUCCCCCUGAGCAAUUGAGCAAACAUCCCCCGGUGAUGAGCAGUAGCUACUACUCAUCUCGGCGAGAGGUGGUUCUGCGGGGCCAUCUCCCACCGGGUCGCUACGUGGUCAUCCCGUCCACCGCUGAGCCCAAUCAACAGGGUGCCUUCCUGCUGCGUGUGCUUACUGAGCGAGGCCACACUGCUACGCCAGCUCAACACCCUGCGACACGAGAUCUGACUUCAAUAACAGCACCUCAUUAUCCCCACCAGGAAGCUCUCCCGUCGCUUAAAGCCAUGAUGCAGCUCUUCAAGAAGCACUGCAACAAGAGAGGAUUCUGCAAACCACAUCAUCUUCACAGCCUGCUUACAGAGGCCAUCCAAGGAGGAGUGUUGGCAGGCAGUGAGAAGUACUUGGCCCUGGAGCACUGUAAGAGCCUGGUGGUCCUCAUGGAUAGUCAAGGAAUCGCUCAGCUAACUUGGCUGGAGUUCCAAGCACUCUGGGACAAAAUCCGAAUGUGGACGGACAUCUUUCUAGUGUAUGACAAGGAUAAGACAAAGCAUCUGGAAUACAAGGAAGUGGCUCCAGCUCUUAAGGCUGCAGGAAUUGUCGUGGAUGACCUGGUGAUGCAGUUGGUGGGCCUGAGAUACACAGAGCCAGACAUGACCAUCAGCUACCCUGGCUUCCUUUACCUCGUUAUGAAACUGGAAAGCAUGAUCCACAAAUUUCACGCGUACGACAUGGUAGGAAUGGGCUGCAUCUCAUUGAACUACAGACAGUGGCUCCACAUGACCAUUUACAACUGA